This is a messenger RNA of Nicotiana attenuata, 986 nucleotides long. RefSeq names its product RNA-binding protein 8A-like. Gene Ontology annotation, molecular function: mRNA binding. NCBI's taxonomy places the organism in Eukaryota, Viridiplantae, Streptophyta, Magnoliopsida, Solanales, Solanaceae. Gene Ontology annotation, cellular component: exon-exon junction complex; cytoplasm; nucleus. The record is from RefSeq and is a predicted model, not a curated record. Gene Ontology annotation, biological process: RNA splicing. Bases 135 to 722 code for a protein of 195 amino acids. The transcript has 4 exons.
CUUGCCCUUAAAAAGUCCAUUCCCCCCAAAUAGGCUGGACACAGCUUGAAAGGAGAGCGCAAAUCCUUCACUGCAGAAGAACGAAGAGGGGAAAGCUUUUUGGUAUAAGCAGCUGCAAUACAAUUCCAAUAGCAAUGGCGAAUGCGGAGGUAGAGGCGGUGGAUUUCGAGCCAGAGGAUGAUGAUCUGAUGGACGAGGACGUGGAUGCCUCCUCCUCUCCUAGGGCUACAAUCCCUAAGCUCAAAUCUGCCAUCACUGGCGGCUCUUCCUCCGCACCUAAGAAAACCAAAGGACGUGGAUUCCGUGAAGAAGCCGCUGAGGCUGACCGUAAUGCCCGUAUGUCUGCCCGCUUCGAUUCGCUCGAUUCUGACGGUGGUCCUGGUCCUGAACGAUCCAUUGAAGGAUGGAUUGUUUUAGUUACCGGGGUUAAUGAAGAGACACAAGAAGAUGAUCUUCAUAAUGAGUUUGGUGAGUUCGGAGAAAUCAAGAAUGUGCAUUUGAAUCUGGAUCGUCGGACUGGAUUUGUCAAGGGCUAUGCAUUGAUAGAAUAUGAGAAUUUUGAAGAAGCACAAAGAGCUAUAAACGAAAAGGAUGGAGCCGAGUUUCUCACUCAGACUAUACAUGUUGAUUGGGCGUUCAGCAGAGGUCCUUUCAAGAGGAGGAAUGCUAGGAGGAGAUCACCGCGUGGCCAUCGUUCUAGAAGUCCCAGGCGGAGAUUCUAACCUGUGUGCAUGCAUGAAGGGUCACGAAGCUGCUCUUUUUAGGGUUUUGUGACCAAGUUGUGAGAAUUAUGUGUAUGAUUAUUACUUUGCUGAGUCUAUUUUCUAUUUCCUUAAAUACCUGUGUGAAUGGUAAGCAGCAUGGCAUAUACUGGCCUUUAUGAUAUGUUUAGAUUCUUUUUUGUUCUUUUCAGAAUAUUCAACACUUACCGGUAGACAUCUAAGAUUAAUGCUUUUUCAUGCGAGAUUAAUGCUUUUUUCAUGCGA